CUCAGUUGAAUUAUUGCAUUACAUGCUUUAACUGGGUUGGAGUGAAGAAAGCACGAGCUGCCUGAUCUGCCUCUUCCUGGUGAAUUACAUACAGGCCAUGAGUUUCACUUCUCCUUCACUCACUGAUCCUGCACUGAGAGUGAGACCACACAGCACUUUACUUCAACAAUACAAGAUCAGACUGGAUAUGGUGACUUUGUGGUGCGUGUUGACCUUGCUGAGCUUGCAUUCGCUUGAGGCUUCAGGCACCAACGCUGGAGUUAAAGUGAGAGUGACUGAAAAGGGACUCGAAUAUGGUCGCCAGAUUGGCAUUGCCGCACUACAGGAGAAACUCAAAAGCAUCAAGAUCCCAGACCUGAGUGGCACAGAGGAGGUGUCUCCUAUUGGAAAAGUCUCAUACAGCCUUACAGGGAUCCAGAUCCUAAACCUUGGGUUGCCCAGUUCUGCUGUUGGGUUGGUACCUAACACUGGAGUGAGCUUAUCCAUCAUCGACGCCUAUAUUAACCUUCACGGCAACUGGCGAGUCAAAUAUCUGAGAAUCAUAAAGGACAGUGGCUCUUUCGAUUUGAACUUGGGUGGACUAUCCAUUGGUGUGACCAUUGGCGUCAAGAGAGAUGAUACCGGCCGUCCGAUGGUCAGCAGUACCGGCUGUACAGCAAGCGUUGGCCAUGUCAGCAUUAAAUUCCAUGGGGGUGCCAGCUGGCUGUAUAAUCUGUUUAAGGAGUACAUCGAUAAAGCUCUGCGUAGUGCCCUUCAGAAACAGAUCUGUCCUCUGGUGAAUGAAGCAGUAGAUGAAAUGAAUCCCCAGCUGAAAACCCUAAACGUUUUAGCUCAAGUUGACAAGUACGCUGAAAUUGAGUAUUCCAUGGUGGAGUCUCCGGUCGUUUCUAAUUCCAGCAUUGAUCUGAGCUUAAAGGGAGAAUUCUACAACAUUGGACAGCACAAGGAACCCCCUUUCUCCCCCACACCGUUCUCCCUGCCCCCUCAGGACAGCAACAUGCUGUAUAUUGGAUUAUCAGCUUUCACCCCCAACUCGGCUGGAUUUGUGUACAACAACGCCGGGGUUCUUAGCCUCUACAUAACAGAUGACAUGAUACCCUCCAGUUCUCCCUUCCGUUUGAACACAAAGACAUUUGGAGCUUUCAUUCCACAGAUUGCUAAACAGUACCCUGGCCUGAUGAUGAAACUCCUGGUGAAGACGGUGAAGGAACCAAAAAUCGUGUUUGAACCCAACAAUGUGACGUUGCAGGCGAGCGGCACAGUCACAGCCUACGCUAUCCAGCCCAAUGCUACACUGUCGCCUCUCUUCGUCCUCAAUGUGGAUGCCAGCGUGAGUGCUAAGAUUUACGUCACUGGAGUCAAAGUGGCUGGAACUCUGACCCUUAACGAACUUGACAUGACCUUAGGAACAAGCUACGUGGGACCAUUCCAGGUCAAAUCCCUUGACAACGUUUUCAGGAUGAUUUUAAAAGCUGUUGUGAUCCCCAAAGUUAAUGCUUAUCUGGAGCAAGGUUAUCCUUUGCCUGCCAUUGGAAAAAUGAACCUGAUCAACACACAGCUUCAAAUUCUGAAGGAUUACAUGCUGAUCGGGACAGACGUUCUGUUUUCAUGAUGACAGUGUGUGUUUUUAUUUAACUACUUUCCAGACAUGACCAAUAGAUUUCAAUUCUUUGAUCGUCGUACCACUUCAGAUAUGAUUUUACAUGAAUAAAUAAAUGAUUUCUGUUUUUAAA
Molecule: messenger RNA, 1733 nt
Organism: Trichomycterus rosablanca
Lineage: Eukaryota; Metazoa; Chordata; Actinopteri; Siluriformes; Trichomycteridae
Product: bactericidal permeability-increasing protein-like
Exons: 16
Coding region: 98-1612 (504 amino acids)
Molecular function (GO): lipid binding
Source: RefSeq, a predicted model, not a curated record